Phyllotreta striolata is the source of this 1826-nucleotide messenger RNA. The record is from the annotation of a GenBank genome assembly. NCBI's taxonomy places the organism in Eukaryota, Metazoa, Arthropoda, Insecta, Coleoptera, Chrysomelidae.
CAAUUAAACUAGAAAUUAUGACGCUCGCGACGUGCGCGAAAGACGUCCGCUUCUACAAAUGGCCGAACAUAUCCUAUUUCGGGGAGUACGAAACGCCGGCGGACUGCAUGGGCGUGAAGAGCAUCUCCUGGUCCUCUAACAGCAAGGAGCUCGUCGUCGUGAAAAGCAAAGGCUGCCCCGUUAUCCUGAAUGUACCCGCCAAAGCCGAUCAAUACGUCGAAUCGACGGAAUGCAAUUACAUCGCCUACGCAUCGGUGGCAACAUUCUCCAAUACUAACCCGGAUUUGGUGGCCUUCGGCACGGAGGACGGUUGUUUGCUAGUGUACGAUACGAAGCGCGCCGGCCGACCACAGGAUUGCAUAAAGCUGCCCAGUCCGGUGCAAAACGUGGAAUUCUCCUCCGACGAUCAGUGCUUCGUGACCGGCUGCUCCAGCGGCCAAAUAUUCCUGUUCGAUUGCAAUCGCAAACCGUGCGCCAGUUUCUUGGUAUCGAAGAGCCCCACCCUAUCCGCUCUCGCUUACAGCAAGGUAACGCCGCAUCUUCUAGCCGCAGCGAGCAAAGAUGGUGUACUAUCGGUAUGGAACACAGACACUACGGAUAAUCUGCUGAGCAACAGGAAGCAUACAGCAAGGAUAACCGACAUAGCGUUUUACCAGAGCAGCCUAACGUCGAUCGGAAUCGACGGGAAAUUCGUUAAUUACGAUUUGAGGUGUUGCAAACCGGCUUGUAGCUACGACCUGGAGUGCUCGUUGUCCAGUUUAGCGUACCUCGAAGGCUCCAACGAGCUGGCGAUCAGCACCAUGUCGGGUCAACUCAGGAGCUACGAUAUAAGGAACAUGGAAACGCCGCUGAGGACGCUGGUCGCCCUUUCAAACGGAGGUUUCAAGAAAAUCAGUUUUCCUUUCAACGACGACGGCUAUUGUCCUUCCAGCAAGCGAUUCGGCGACGGUGACUGCAGCGUCGCCUCCGGUUCCUCUCCCGGACGGUCGAAUCUCUCGAGAUUGGCGUCUGAUAACGAUACUGUUCCGCAAGAGAUCGAAGCCGCUAAGAGACCCGAUAAGGAGGACGUCGGUAAAUUCGUCGAAGAGGAAAUGAAAAUCGCCACCAGGGACUUCGAGGAGAAGCUUCUGCAGCGGUUCUACGCGCUGCGCAUCAACUCCAGCAAGCAGUUCAUCGGCUUGGAGGAGAAGAUUUCGAGCAGCUGGAACGCUUUCGUGGAUUAUUUGCGGGUCUCCGGACAAGCGACUAAUCGACCCAGUUACGUGGGCGUUGGAGUCCAGAAGAGUCGCAAUACUUUAGAACACGAUGCAACACAUUAGAUAAUUUUCUCUCUAAUAAGCUUUAUUUUAACGAUUUCAACUGAUUGAUUCAACUGAUUAAUUUUUUGUCAGUUUGUAACAACAUUUAUGUUUGUUGGUCGGACGUGGAGCAAUCGUUAUAUUGUGCAUAAUAACUCGUUUGGGUGAUGAAAGUGACGAUUGUAAUGACAAAAGUAAAUUUGAAAGGGCCGUUGGAAGGUUUUUUUCCCGUUUUGUAAUUGCGUUACGUCCGCUCGAAUUUUUUUUAUUCCUAUAUCGCAUUACUGCAAACAGACCGCCGUAUUUACAUCGAACAAAACAAACUCCAUCGGGGGAAAUUCCCAUCCCGCGAACGGGAAUGUAAGCAAACAGAACGAAAAAAUCGCCGUGAUUUAAUAACUACGCACAUGUCGUUAUUGGACAGAUUGAAUUUUAAUAAUAAAUAUCGUUUAUACUUUUUUUUGUUAGAAUCGUAAUGUAGAAAAUAUAGUUUCAUUAUAAAAAUGCUGUUACUUAGAUCGAAGUCAG